AUUAAUUUAUGUGUUUACAGAUGUUUAGAACCGCAACAUGAUUUCACUUGAUCUUUUUGUUGUCUUGUGGACAUCUUAAAGAUUCAAAGUGGGGAAAUGAACUAGACUACUAGCAUACUUGGAGUGGUUAACUCGUUAUUUUGCAAUCAAAGCACCGUUAUCUGCCCUGCUUAUCAUGUAACCUAGUGUGCACUUGACUUCACUGUAUUAUAGAGAUUUAACCUGUGACACUGCAGUAUAAGGCAGGUGUAAUUCAAGAUCUGGAACUGUCAACGUGCACUCAGUUAAGAGCCACUGUGUGUAAAUGAUAUAGCUGCUAACGUUAGUAUGAACUAUUUCAGUAAUGUUUGAGGGGUAAAGUUAGUGUUGUGCGGAGGGAAAAAUCGAUGGACUUCACGGAGUGCUAUGGAGACACCUGUUCAGCCGUCGCGCUGGCAGCCCGGGAGGGGAAGGGUCGGCGGGUGCAGAAGCUCAUCCAGAGAGGCUUCGCGGUGGACGUGAAAGAUAACCGGGGCUGGAACGCCUUGCAUGAGGCCGCGGCGGCUGGAUCAGCGGGGUGUGUGCGGCUACUCCUCCCUGCAGCCGUGAAUUGUGAAGAUUAUGUCAACACUUUGACACAUAACUCAGAGACUCCUGUUUACUUUGCUGCGAGGAAUGGACACCUCCGGGCGGUGAAGUGGCUAAUCAAAGGUGGUGCGGACAUUAACAGGACAACCAAUGAGCUCUCCUGUCCCCUCUUUGCAGCUGUAGAUUGUGGGUACAAAAAUGUUGUGGAGCUGCUAGUGCGAAAUGGAGCAGAAGUCAAUGGGACUCACUCUGUGUCAGGCUGGUCUUGUCUCCAUCAAGCCGUUUACAAGGGCCAUACUGAGAUUGCGAGGUUCCUGGUGAGCAUGUGCUCUCUGGAGGCAGUGGAUGACUAUGGGAUCACACCAUUAUUUGUUGCUGCACAAUAUGGACAUCACCAAUGCUUAGAGAUUCUUGCAAAUGCCGGGGCGAAUGUGAACUGCCAAGCAAACGAUCUGGCCACACCGCUGCUCAUUGCCGCUCAGGAGGGCCACGUACGGUGUGUGGAGGUUUUACUGGCCCAUGGAGCUGACCCUAACCUGUACUGCAAUGAGGACUGCUGGCAGCUUCCCAUCCAUGCUGCGGCCCAGUUCAGUCGGCUAAGUAUUUUAGAGAAGCUGAUUCCGGUAACGAAGCGAGAAUGUGACCGGGGAGAAGGAAAGGUCAGUCCAGUUUACUUGGCAGUACUUAGCGGGCAAGCGGACAGCCUUCGGGUCUUGCUAAAGAAGGGCUACAGUCCAGACGCCCAGAGCUGUCGACAGUUUGGAUACAGCUGCCCUUUGGACAUGGCUCUGUGGUGCAACUCUUGGAAUUUGGACAGCGAGUGUCACCAGACUCGUGAGAUCACUCUGAUGCUCUUGGCAGCAGGGGCCCAUGUGAGCAUGGGCAUAUAUGCCUUUGCGUUACAGGGCCAUGUACCAGAGCACCUGCCCUUGAUCCUGGAGCACGCUGGGCUCCCUCAGGGUGACCGACUCGGAGAGCUGGCCAAUAGAGCCCUUGCUGAGCUGCAGAGCGCCUCUUUUUGGCUCCCCCUGCUGCUCAAAGCAGGAAUGGACCCCAUGCUGCUCCUACUGGACAAAAUGCUUGAAGAAGCUGAGAACAGAGUGCUUAAUUUCUUUCUGGAGUUCAUUAAUUGGAAGACUCUGCCCUCCGCAAUGCUUCAGAUUCUCUCUCACCGUCGAACAGAUGGCACCUGGACGCCACGGAAGCAUUUCGAAUCGGUCCCUGCCCUCACUCAUCUGUGCAGGCUGGCAGUGCAGGCAUCAGUGGGCAGCGAUGCUCUGUCUAAGACCUCCUUUAUCCAACAGCUGCCCGUCCCCACACUGCUUCAGGACUACCUACAGUUCAGCGACGUCUCGGGCUUGCUCACAUAGCAGCCUGACUGUCAUCCGUGGCUAAUUAAGUUAUCUUGACUUGUUCCACUGCAGUAUUUUGUACAUAAUGUUAAUAAAAUUUUAAUGACUGCUCAAAUGAA
Messenger RNA from Rhinichthys klamathensis goyatoka, 2038 nucleotides. RefSeq names its product ankyrin repeat and SOCS box containing 3 (gene asb3). The transcript is spliced from 9 exons. Gene Ontology annotation, biological process: intracellular signal transduction. Bases 387 to 1937 code for a protein of 516 amino acids. Gene Ontology annotation, molecular function: protein binding. Lineage: Eukaryota; Metazoa; Chordata; Actinopteri; Cypriniformes; Leuciscidae. The record is from RefSeq and is a predicted model, not a curated record.